UUCAUUCGUUGCAGCUUGUUGUUUCGACCGAGUUUAUUUUUUGCACAGCCUUCGGAUAUAUAUAUAUAAUAUUACUGUAUCGCUUCGCAGUCUUCAUAGCAUUAGAUAAUUGCAUUUAUCCCGCUGAGUGAAUAUUAUUGUGAGUGUUGGAGCUCGUAAAGUUAAGUCAAAACUUAUUUGUCAGGAAUAGGAAUUGCUGCUGUGUAAAAAAGGCUUCACCAUGGCUCCGUGCAAGGCAAAUAUGUUAUUCGUGUUACUUACUAGUUACAUAGUAAUGUGUAACAAAGGCGCUAAUGCUAAUGAGUUGCUGGUGCAAACAUUGUCCAGAGUAUUAUCGCUUGAUAAAAGGAUUGAUGAUUUGGAAACCGAAUUCAGGAUUUCUCUUACAAACGUAAACUCGCUUGAUAAAAGAAUGAACAAUAUGGAGAUACAUCUAAAAAACUCGCUGACAGACAUACAGACCCAGUUAUCAGAAGGUUUAAAACGUAAUGCAGAGACACAGCAUGAAUAUGAACCCAAACUAGGUGGUGUCACAAAGAGUAUUCAGGCGACAGUUUCCAACACCGUGACGAAAAUGGUGAAGUCCCAAUACAUUGCAGUUAGUACAGCCAUGAAGCGAGAAAAGGUGGCUUUAAUGAGUUUGAAAACUGAAAUUAAAAACCAUAUAAAGGAAAUAGAUGACGAGUUUCAAAAUGCACAAACCAGUUUUGAAGAACGUUUAUCAAAUCAGACCAAAGCACAGAAAUACAAGUUUGAAAGACAGUCAGAUGAUUUAGGAGAUUUCAUCAGUGAUGUGCGGGAUCAGCUAAAAGGUAAUUUUAGUGACGCACAAAAAUCACUUGACAAGGCAAUACAUGCAUUCAAUGUUGACUUAAAGAAUACAACAUUUAAUCUAGAGAAGACCCUCAACAAUAAUUUAGAAACCGUGCAAAGUGAAGUAAACAUUAUAAUCAUAGAUCAGCAAAACAAAAUUGAAUCACUUAACUCAAGAAUGAACUCAACUGAGGGAAGAUUGCAAAGUUACAAGUCGUCCUGUGAUUCGAUUAGGUCGGAUGUCAACACUAUACAGAGCCAAGUAUCCUCAAUCGAAAGAAGUCUUCACGUGGACGGACAAUGGAGUGAAUGGGGUAGGUGGACAACUUGUGUCACCAGGUGUCAGAGCGGAAAACAGUUCCGUGAACGGGUGUGUAACAACCCGUUCCCUCUCGGCAGAGGAAGUUGUUCCGGAGACGGAAUAGAAGUCCGCGCCUUUGCCGACUGUUCAGAAAUAAGGCAGAACCUUGGCAAAGUGCCUUCUGGCGUCUAUCAUAUUACAACAUGGAAAACAAACCGAAAUACGAGUGUCUUCUGUGAUAUGGACACCGAUCAGGGAGGUUGGACCGUGUUUCAACACCGCCUGAAUGGAAAAGUUGAUUUCUACCGCAACUUCUCUUCAUACGAGAAUGGGUUUGGAUCUCUGCAGGAAGAUUUCUGGUUGGGCCUUAAACUGAUUUGUGAGAUGACAUCCCGGACAUCAAAUGAUUUAAGAAUUGACAUCACACGUGGCAAUGGUAGCACCAGUUAUGCCGUAUACGCUGACUUCAGUGUGGGAGCCGGGCCUGAUUAUACCCUACAUGUAGGAAAUACACUGUCAAAAAGUGGACUUGCAGCGAAUUAUUGGCAUUUUCAUACCUACGCAAACCGUUCUGCCUUUUCCACAUUCGACCAUGACAAAGACAUUUCGAGACUCAAUUGUGCAGUUUACCAACACGGAGGAUGGUGGUACAAGAGUUGUCCGUUAUAUACAAACCUGAAUGGCCAUUACUACACACCCGGAACUGUUGGCGUAUACCACAAAGCUAUGGCAUUUGAUGACUUUUAUUCGCUAGAAACUAGCAAAAUGAUGUUUAGACCUUAGACCUUAUCUGAAGCCAUUACUUCAACAACACGUGUUUUGCUAAUUAUGUUUAAGUUUUAGUUUAUAUUCAAUACAAUGAUAUAUAUUCAAAAGCAUAUACUUUUUCUCAUUACAUUUAAGUAUUAAAUUAUAUUGAAUUGAUAAUUAUGUAUACUCGCUAAUCGCAAUUGUAUCAACACACGAACCAAACGAAUGCUUUUUUCAAUCGCCUUCCCCGAAUAAAUAUUUCCGAACAUUAAAUUAUCUGUGUUGAAAUAAACAUAUUAUUAGGUCAAUGAAGUCAAAAAAAAUUCAUCUUUGAAAUUAACUGUUUUAUAUUUAUUAUUGUUUGUGACACUUACAUAAUGUUUGACUGAAUUUGUUGCGUGUAAUAAAAGCCGUGUAUUGGAAGCAGUGUAUUAAAAGAACAGCAUUAACCGAUUAUAUUAAAAGUUUAACAUAAACGGAGUGUAUUGAGUGAUAAUCAAUGGCAGAGUGUAUUGAAAAGUAAGCAUUGACUGAAUAAUUGAAAAGUAAGCAUUGACGGAGUGCAUUAAAAGGUAAGCAUUGACGGAGUGUAUUGAAGAGUAAGCAUUGACGGAGUAUAUCUAAAAGUUAGCAUUGACGGAGAGCAUUGGAAGGAAAGCAUUAACGGAGUGUUUUGAAAGGUAAGCAUUGACGGAGAGUUUUUAAAUGAAAGAAUUGACGGAGAGUUUUGAGAGGUAAGCAUUGACGGAGUGUAUUGGAAGGUAAGCGUUGACGGAGUGCAUUAAAAGGUAAGCAUUGACGGAGUGCAUUGAAAGGUUAGCAUUGACGGAUUGUAUCCAAAGGUUAGCAUUGGCGGAAUGUAUUAAACAAAUAAGCAUUAACGGAGUGUAUCAAGAGUCAAGCAAUGAUGGAGUAUAUUGAAAUUGAAAGCUUUGACGGAGAGUAUUGAAAGGUUAGCAGUGACGGAGUGUAUUGUAAGGUAAGCACUGACGGAGUGUAUUGAAAGGUAAGCACUGACGGAGUAUAUUGAAAGAUCGUAAUUGACGGAGCGUAUUGAAAGUUGAGCAUUGACGGAGUGUAUUGAAAGGUAAUCAGUGACGGAGUGUAUUGAAAUAAAUUGAUUGGCGAAGUGUAUUGAAAGGUGAGCAUUGGUGAAGUGUGUCAGAAGGUAAGCAAUGAUGGAGUGCAUUGAAAUGAAAAGCUAUGACGGAGUACAUUGAAAGGGAAGCUUUCAGGAAGUUUAUUGAAGGUUUAGCGUUGGCGGAUGAUUUUUUUCAAAAACAAAAGCUAAUGAUUAAUAGUUUUAUCAUCGUUAUCUUUAAGUCUUUUAAGAUAAAACGGUACUUAAAUAAUAGCAAAAACAAAUGUCAAAAUCAUUAUGCUUUUAGUAAUCGGAUUUGCAUAAGGAAUACUAGUUACUGUCUAUAUCACUUUCUUCUGCUUAUGUAUGAAUAUUUAUUAUCAUUUUUUGUAAACGAAUUUCUACAACCUACAAGCAAAUGCUAAUUAACUUAGAUAGCAACCUCUUUCAUUUAUGUAGAUAUGAAAGAUAUGUUUUGAAAUAAAAUAUAUAUUUUCUUC
Mya arenaria is the source of this 3445-nucleotide messenger RNA. RefSeq names its product fibroleukin-like. NCBI's taxonomy places the organism in Eukaryota, Metazoa, Mollusca, Bivalvia, Myida, Myidae. Bases 221 to 1897 code for a protein of 558 amino acids. The transcript is spliced from 7 exons. The record is from RefSeq and is a predicted model, not a curated record.